CACUGUAUAGAGCAAUACUCUAAUGCAAUUAGUGGGCUAAAGUCAGUCACACCUCGACUUUCUUCCAAAUAACGCACAUUCAUAACAUUAUAAUUACAGGCCUAUAAUUCCUGCACGUUUUAGUUUUUUCUGAAUUGUGUGAAAUGGCUAAUACAAAUACUCGGAGGGGGUCUCGCCCAGGGCGUAAUUCCGUGUAGAACCGUUUGUGGGUGUGUAUUUGCUUUUGUGUUUUUGCUUUGGAUGUUUCUAGAAAGGAGAGCCCUGCUAACCAGACAGGAGAAAGAAGAAGAGCGAGGUGUUCUGCCUACUUGGAAUGCUAAUACUUUGUUUUGGAACUGGAGAACUGCAGGGGUAGGGCACUAUAAAAGCUGGGUCUUUGGACUGUCUUUCGUGUUGAAACAAGAAACUAUGGACAGAAAACUGUUGCCAGUAAUUGGACUGUUGCUUCUCUGCAGCCUUACCGACCAGACACAUCCACAUAAGAUGCAUCAAAAGGCACUGACUGCUCAAGGUCAAGACUGUACAGCAAUCAAAGCUUCCACCCCUAAUGCUCAAAGUGGCGUUUACAUCAUACAGCCUAGAGGAGCUCACAAAACCUUCAAGGUGUACUGUGAGAUGCUGGCAGAUGGGGGCUGGACAGUAUUCCAGAGACGUAUUGGCGGGGAAGUGUCCUUCGACAGAAAGUGGGCAGGGUACAAACAUGGCUUUGGAAACAUCGAAAAGGACCACUGGCUGGGCCUGGCCAACGUGUGGGCUCUCACCAGGAGCAGUGAUCAGACGUCCGUCCUCAGAGUAGACCUGUGGGACUUUGAAGGGGGAGCUGCCUCUGCAGAGUACAGCCAUUUUAGGAUUGGUCAUGAGCAAGCGGCCUACAAUCUGAGUGUUGGAACUUACAAAGGCACUGCAGGUGAUGCUAUACGCGGAAGAUACAGUGGUAUUGACCAGAAUGGCUUUGGAUUCAGCACAGUGGACCGAGACAAUGAUGGCUGCUCCCCGUGCAUCUUUGGGGACAUCGCUACAAACGACUGUGCGUCUUCAGAGAGGGGCGGCUGGUGGUUCAGCGGCUGUGGCUCGGCCACCCUUAACGGGCAUUGGCACCCAGCAGGCGACAACAUAGGCUGGGCGUCUGAAGUGCACUGGGACACGUGGAAAGGCCCGACCCCAUACUCCCUUAGAGCCACCCGAAUGAUGGUGAAGUCCAUGUGAGGCCACCUCAUCCAGUGGCGUCACUAUGGUUUUGUCCUUUAACAAGAGAGACUUUUGGUCCAUUAAGGAUUUCUGCUUUAAUAGUUUCAUUUAGGAUAUUCAGAACAUAAGGUACCAUUCAAAGCUCAGAGGUGGCUGUGAAACAAUGCUAAAGUAUGAUGGAUUCAAAU
Messenger RNA from Clupea harengus (Atlantic herring), 1376 nucleotides. RefSeq names its product angiopoietin-4-like. The record is from RefSeq and is a predicted model, not a curated record. Gene Ontology annotation, cellular component: fibrinogen complex. Lineage: Eukaryota; Metazoa; Chordata; Actinopteri; Clupeiformes; Clupeidae. Gene Ontology annotation, molecular function: extracellular matrix structural constituent; protein-macromolecule adaptor activity. Gene Ontology annotation, biological process: positive regulation of heterotypic cell-cell adhesion; fibrinolysis; platelet aggregation.